Molecule: messenger RNA, 582 nt
Organism: Aegilops tauschii subsp. strangulata
Lineage: Eukaryota; Viridiplantae; Streptophyta; Magnoliopsida; Poales; Poaceae
Source: RefSeq, a predicted model, not a curated record
AUGCAUUAUCAGAUACCUGCUAGCAGUGAAAACCAAGACUACAAUGGCUUGGAGAAUGCACCAGAGGGGCUCUGCGUGGAGCAUCGGCUGCCAACUGAGCGCCGUGUAGCUUUUGAAUCAUUUGAGACGGGCAAGAGGGUGUUGGAUUUCAGCUCUCUGCAAGCUAAGGAGAAGAGAGAUGAGAGAGCCAGUGCAUCAGUUGUGGCUGCCAUGAAGAAUGAGAUAGGGAAGAAAGAGGCAGAGAACUUCAAGACGAAAGAGAAGUACAAAGUGCUGAUGAACCUGGUAGAAGCUCAAGGUAGUGUCAUUAGGAACCUGAAGAUGAAUCAUUUGAAAGAGAAGGAACAGCUAGCUGAAGGCAACAACAAUUUAAAGAUCCAGGUUGAUGAGCUCACCAAGUCUGUGAAAAAAGUCACAAAAGAGAAUGUGCAGCUGAACCUUCAUAUGUCUGAUCUCAAGAGGGGACAUGAGAAUCUGAUAAAACGCAGGGAUGAGGUAAAGCUCCAGCUUGCUGUUCAGUUGAAGUCACUGGAGAAGAUCAAAGAAAAGUUGAAGUUGAUCCAUGACAUCUUGAAGGAAUGA